AACCGUAAUUAGUUUAUUGUUUUUAUUUACUUUCACUCGAUUUCUAUUGAACUUGACUCAUGCCGAAAAUUUAUUGUGUCUAAUUAUAUUUCAAAUUCUAAAAAGUUGUUUUUUGUUUUAACAUUUGACUAGUACAAUUUUUUUGAAUUGAAAUCGAUCAAAUUUCAUAGGAUGCUUUCAAGAUUGACUCCUUUGGUACUUUGUAGGAGAACUCAUCUCUGUUCCUCAUUUUAUGGAUACUCAAAAUUAUUGGGAGCCUCAAGUUCAACUACAUUAGAUAGAUUUAGAGGCAUCAGCACAGCUCAGGCUGACCAUCAUAAGGCUAAGUAUGGAGGUCGUUUCAUGGUCAGCAUGUUGCCUGGGGAUGGUAUUGGUCCAGAGAUGAUGGGUCAUGUAAAAGAAAUAUUUCGAUUGGGUGGUGUACCUGUUGAUUUUGAAGAAGUGUACCUUGAUUCUACAGUGCAACACAUAGAUAAUGUUGAAGAAGCUAUUAUAUCAAUUAAACGCAAUGGUGUUGCAAUUAAAGGUAAUAUUGAAACAAGGGCAAACAAUCCACAAUUUAGAUCAAGAAAUGUUAUUUUGAGGUUGGAGUUGGGCCUCUAUGUGAAUGUCUUACAUUGUAAAAGUCAGUCUGGAAUAAAGACAAGGCAUAACAACAUAGACAUUGUACUCAUCAGACAGAACACAGAAGGGGAAUACAGCUGUUUGGAACACGAAAGUGUUCCUGGAGUUGUUGAAAGUAUGAAAAUUGUGACUAGGAAGAAGUCUGAAGAAAUUGCAAGAUACGCUUUUGAUUAUGCUGUCAAGCACAACAGGAAGAAAGUUACUGCCGUUCAUAAAGCUAAUAUUAUGAAGCUUGCUGAUGGAUUGUUUUUGAAUACAUGCAUUGAUAUUGCUAAAGAAUAUCCGCAGAUAGAACUUGACAAUAUGAUUAUUGAUAAUUGUAGUAUGCAGCUUGUGUCAAAUCCACAUCAGUUUGAUGUUCUUUUGCUUCCAAAUUUGUAUGGAAAUAUUUUGAACAACAUUGCUUGUGGCCUGGUGGGUGGACCUGGUAUCACUUCUGGUCAAAACUAUGGAAAAGAAUAUGCUGUUUUUGAAACAGGUUCUAGAAAUACAGGCAAAGGUAUUGCCGGAAAGAAUAUAGCAAACCCUGUUGCUAUGCUGAAUGCUAGUGUUGAUCUGUUACAUCACCUGGGGCUGGAGAAGUAUGCUAAAAUUAUUGGUGAUGCUGUUGAUAAGACUGUGAAUAUCGACAAAAUUCAUACUCCAGAUCUUGGUGGCACAGCAAACACGUCAGAUGUCAUUGAAAAUGUGAUACAAAUAGUGAAGGACAAAACAAGGUUCUGAAUUCUGUAGCAAUCUUUUAAUUUUUUUUUCUUUUUAAACUGUUUGUAGUAAUUGCAAAGAACUUUUCUGUGAUGUUCAUUUAGUAAUGCCCAAGUGCCUUUCUAAAUAUGAACAUUGUUGUAUUUAGUAAAAAGAUAAUGUGCUAUUAUACUCGAAAUAUAAUUAGUGUAUAGCAUUUUAAAUUUUCUUUUAUAAAAUUUUUUUUGAUUGCAAUGCCAUGAGAAAUUAGCUGAAGGUAAAUUUUCAUGAGUAAAAAUAGUUGUUUACUAAGCUAUUCAAGUUUUGACUUUAAUAUUACUUUUUAAUAACUAUAUUUUCCCAUGUAGUGCCAUAUUGCUUAAUGCUAGUUAUUACUUUUUAUAUUGACUCACUUCACGGUCAGAUUACUUUUGGCAUCAAGUGCCACAAAAUGAUCAAUCAAUAUAUACUAAAAAAGUGCACUUUUUUUAAUAUACAUUUUAUAAUUAAUGUUAUAAUGUAAAUUUCUGGUUUAAAAAGUAAAAAAAAAAAAAAAAAAAAAAA
Messenger RNA from Parasteatoda tepidariorum (common house spider), 1869 nucleotides. The record is from RefSeq and is a predicted model, not a curated record. Lineage: Eukaryota; Metazoa; Arthropoda; Arachnida; Araneae; Theridiidae.